ACUGCAUGGCAAAAAAAAAAACAGGACUGAGACGUGGAUCAUAUGCAGCAGAGAGCCUCCAACGGGAAUCGAGCCUGCGCCUCAUCAUGUCCGUCCAUCCUGAAACAUCCGUCAAAGGUCGGUGUAUCAUAGCAACGAGUGACAACAAAAGUUAACUGGAAAAGAUGGCGACGAGAGAGCAACAAGCCGCUGCUUACCUGGAGAAACACAAAAUCAAGGAGCUCAUGGAAAACCUGACCAGCAUGCUCUUCUAUUACAGACCCGAGAAUCCAAGAGAAUUCCUUAUUGAGCAGCUGAAGUUGCUGAAGUUUUCUCAACAGACUGGUGUGACAGGUCCAAAUCUAUUUGACGACUCUAACCUGGAUGCAGUCUUAGGGAUACUGGACCCUACUAAUCAAAAAUACAUCACUUUUGCCCAAUACAAGCAGGCUCUGAUCACGCUGGGCAUAAAGGACAUUAAUGAAUGUCCUGAUGGUGUAAAUGAAGACAGAAUAUCCUACGAGACAUUCAAAACAGAAGCGGUCCAAGGCCUGCAGAGAUACCCAUCAACAUACACACAACAAUGAACCCAGUGUCAACUUCCUGCAGCUCCUGUGUUCUGUUGUGUUGUGUUAUCUUCUGUAAUUCUAAAAAAAAAAGAAAAAAAGAAAAAGAAAAAGAAAAAAAUGGAGCUGCCAAACUUCAAGAAAUAACACAAAUUCAGAUAUUCUGUUUGCAUCUUUGUAUUCUUUGUCUAAAAUCUGAUUUUCUACUUGCUUUGGUCAUGCUGAAAUUUUAAAAAAGAAACAUUUUUAUAUAUGGAAACAAUCCAUUUUGCAAGUUGUCAAUAGAAAGUUGUAGUGGUUUGGGUUUAUGUAUGUGCACCUAAUUACCAAUAAAUGAAAUUUAAAAAAGCA
Messenger RNA from Acanthochromis polyacanthus (spiny chromis), 896 nucleotides. It is a transcript of the gene efcab10, whose product is annotated as EF-hand calcium-binding domain-containing protein 10. The record is from RefSeq and is a predicted model, not a curated record. The transcript has 4 exons. The coding region runs from base 165 to 566 and encodes 133 amino acids. NCBI's taxonomy places the organism in Eukaryota, Metazoa, Chordata, Actinopteri, Pomacentridae.